Messenger RNA from Drosophila grimshawi, 3792 nucleotides. RefSeq names its product DNA-directed RNA polymerase II subunit RPB2 (gene RpII140). Gene Ontology annotation, biological process: DNA-templated transcription. Gene Ontology annotation, molecular function: DNA binding; DNA-directed RNA polymerase activity; ribonucleoside binding. The transcript has 4 exons. The coding region runs from base 165 to 3692 and encodes 1175 amino acids. The record is from RefSeq and is a predicted model, not a curated record. Gene Ontology annotation, cellular component: RNA polymerase II, core complex. NCBI's taxonomy places the organism in Eukaryota, Metazoa, Arthropoda, Insecta, Diptera, Drosophilidae.
AUCGCAAUUCCCAACAUAAAAAAAACGCCGCUGCUUGCGGUGUUUGCAGAAUAUUUUUCAGUUGCAAUUUCAUCAAUUUAUUCUACAUUUAAAAGAGUGUAAAAACAUUAAAUUAUCAAUUUUUGUACGUGCACAAAGUGCACCAAAACUAUUUGGUUAAUAUUAUGUACGAAAAUGAAGAAGAGAAUUUCGAGGAGGAGAAUGUGGAAGAAAUCUCGCACGAGCUGUGGCAGGAGGCCUGCUGGAUUGUGAUCAACGCGUACUUUGAUGAGAAGGGUUUGGUGCGUCAGCAGCUGGACAGCUUCGAUGAGUUCAUACAGAUGUCCGUGCAGCGGAUUGUGGAGGAUUCGCCGGCCAUUGAGCUGCAGGCGGAGGCACAGCACACAUCCGGCGAGGUGGAGACGCCGCCACGUUUCUCGCUCAAAUUUGAACAGAUCUACCUGUCCAAGCCGACGCAUUGGGAGAAGGAUGGUUCGCCCAGUCCCAUGAUGCCGAAUGAGGCCCGUUUGCGUAAUCUGACUUACUCGGCUCCACUGUAUGUAGAUAUCACAAAGACAAAGAACGUGGAGGGUCUGGAUCCCGUUGAGACGCAGCAUCAGAAAACGUUUAUUGGAAAAAUUCCGAUUAUGUUGAGAUCAACAUAUUGCCUGCUCUCCCAGCUAACUGAUCGUGAUUUGACUGAGCUGAACGAGUGUCCACUCGAUCCCGGUGGCUAUUUCAUCAUCAACGGUUCGGAGAAAGUGCUCAUUGCACAGGAGAAAAUGGCCACGAAUACUGUUUACGUGUUCAGCAUGAAAGAUGGCAAGUAUGCGUUCAAAACUGAAAUACGCUCCUGUCUGGAGCACAGCUCACGUCCCACCUCAACGCUCUGGGUGAACAUGAUGGCGCGUGGCUCGCAGAACAUUAAAAAGUCUGCAAUUGGCCAGCGCAUCAUAGCAAUUUUGCCGUAUAUCAAACAGGAAAUACCCAUUAUGAUUGUGUUUCGUGCGUUGGGCUUUGUGGCCGAUCGUGAUAUCUUGGAGCACAUCAUCUACGACUUUGACGAUCCGGAAAUGAUGGAGAUGGUGAAACCCUCACUGGACGAGGCGUUCGUUGUGCAGGAGCAGAAUGUCGCCCUCAAUUUCAUUGGAGCACGCGGCGCAAGACCCGGUGUCACCAAGGAUAAGCGUAUCAAGUAUGCCAAGGAAAUUCUGCAAAAGGAAAUGUUGCCACAUGUGGGCGUCUCCGAUUUCUGUGAGACAAAGAAGGCAUAUUUCUUGGGGUACAUGGUACAUCGAUUGCUGCUCGCAUCGCUCGGUCGUCGCGAGCUCGACGAUCGUGAUCAUUAUGGCAACAAGCGUCUGGAUUUGGCUGGUCCACUGUUGGCCUUCCUGUUCCGCGGCCUCUUCAAGAACCUCAUGAAAGAGGUGCGCAUGUACACGCAGAAGUUCAUUGAUCGUGGCAAGGAUUUCAAUCUGGAGCUGGCCAUCAAGACAAACAUUAUAACGGAUGGACUGCGCUACUCGCUGGCCACCGGCAAUUGGGGGGAUCAGAAGAAGGCGCAUCAGGCGCGUGCCGGCGUCUCGCAGGUGUUGAAUCGUCUCACCUUUGCCUCCACCUUGUCCCAUUUGCGUCGCGUCAACUCGCCAAUUGGACGCGAUGGCAAGCUGGCCAAGCCCCGCCAGCUGCACAACACACUCUGGGGCAUGUUGUGCCCGGCCGAGACACCGGAGGGCGCUGCUGUUGGUCUAGUCAAGAAUCUGGCACUUAUGGCCUAUAUUUCGGUGGGUUCGCAGCCAUCGCCAAUUCUGGAGUUCUUGGAGGAGUGGUCCAUGGAGAAUCUGGAGGAAAUUGCGCCCUCGGCCAUUGCAGAUGCAACGAAAAUCUUUGUGAAUGGCUGUUGGGUGGGCAUACAUCGGGAUCCCGAGCAGCUGAUGGCCACGCUGCGCAAGCUGCGUCGCCAGAUGGACAUCAUUGUCUCGGAGGUCUCAAUGAUUCGCGAUAUUCGCGACCGCGAGAUCCGUAUCUAUACGGAUGCGGGCCGCAUCUGUCGGCCGCUGCUCAUCGUGGAGAAUGGUACGCUGCUGUUGAAGAAGACGCAUGUGGAAAUGUUGAAGGAACGCGACUACAACAACUACAGUUGGCAGGUGCUGGUUGCGUCUGGUGUCGUUGAGUAUAUCGACACCCUCGAGGAGGAGACUGUCAUGAUUGCCAUGUCACCGUACGAUCUCAAGCAGGACAAGGACUAUGCAUAUUGUACCACGUACACGCACUGUGAGAUUCAUCCGGCCAUGAUAUUGGGUGUCUGUGCCUCCAUCAUACCCUUUCCAGAUCACAAUCAGAGUCCACGUAACACAUAUCAAAGUGCUAUGGGCAAGCAAGCUAUGGGCGUCUAUAUAACCAAUUUCCAUGUGCGCAUGGACACACUUGCUCACGUGCUGUACUAUCCAAUGAAGCCGCUGGUCACCACACGUUCUAUGGAGUAUUUGCGGUUCCGAGAGCUGCCCGCCGGCAUUAAUUCGAUUGUGGCAAUUUUGUGCUAUACUGGCUACAAUCAGGAGGAUUCUGUCAUUCUCAAUGCGUCGGCUGUGGAGCGUGGUUUCUUCCGAUCGGUGUUCUACCGUUCGUACAAGGAUUCGGAGAAUAAGCGUGUCGGUGAUCAGGAGGAGAACUUUGAGAAACCACAUCGAGGCACCUGCCAAGGCAUGAGGAAUGCUCAUUACGACAAACUGGACGACGAUGGCAUCAUUGCGCCGGGCAUACGUGUUUCUGGCGAUGAUGUCGUCAUUGGCAAGACAAUUACGCUGCCUGAGAACGAUGAUGAGCUGGACAGCAAUACGAAGCGAUUCGCCAAGCGAGAUGCGUCCACAUUUUUGCGCAACUCUGAAACGGGCAUUGUGGACCAAGUGAUGUUGACACUGAACAGCGAGGGCUACAAGUUCUGCAAGAUUCGUGUGCGCUCCGUGCGCAUACCACAGAUUGGCGAUAAGUUUGCCUCGCGUCAUGGACAGAAAGGCACGUGCGGCAUUCAGUAUCGCCAGGAGGAUAUGGCGUUCACAUGCGAAGGCCUGGCGCCCGAUAUCAUCAUUAAUCCCCAUGCUAUUCCAUCGCGUAUGACAAUUGGUCAUUUGAUCGAAUGCCUGCAGGGCAAAUUGGGUUCCAACAAGGGCGAAAUUGGUGAUGCCACGCCCUUCAACGAUGCAGUGAAUGUCCAGAAGAUAUCCACGUUCCUGCAGGAGUACGGCUAUCAUCUGCGUGGCAAUGAAGUCAUGUACAAUGGUCACACCGGUCGCAAAAUCAAUGCCCAGGUGUUCCUGGGUCCCACCUAUUAUCAGCGUCUCAAGCACAUGGUCGACGACAAAAUCCAUUCGCGUGCCCGCGGUCCCGUACAGAUUCUUGUGCGCCAGCCCAUGGAGGGCAGAGCGCGUGACGGCGGCCUGCGUUUCGGUGAGAUGGAGCGCGAUUGUCAAAUCUCGCACGGCGCCGCACAAUUCCUGCGCGAACGUCUGUUUGAGGUCUCCGAUCCGUAUCGCGUGCAUAUUUGCAACUUCUGCGGCCUGAUUGCCAUUGCGAAUCUGCGGAACAACACGUUCGAGUGCAAGGGCUGCAAGAACAAGACGCAAAUCUCACAGGUGCGCCUGCCGUAUGCGGCCAAGCUGCUCUUCCAGGAGCUCAUGUCCAUGAACAUUGCACCGCGUUUGAUGGUCAACUAAGCAUGCACUAACUUUUAUCGUAUAUUCUAAGUAUAAUUUUUGAGCUGACUGUGCUCCCAACUAGCGAUUAAUUAAAUUUUUCAUAAUUGUGACAACUCAA